GACGGAAGGGAGGAGGGGGCUGGGUGGGGUGGGGGUGACAGGCAGAGAGGAGCCUGGUCAACAAGCCAGCACCGCUCUGCUAGGAGGCCAGGCCGGCUCGCAGCCGACGCAUCCUGUGUGAGGAGACACACAUAGAUUGCUUUCUUGGGGGCUCUUUGUCAGCCACCAACACAAGGAACACACACUGACACACACGUACACAAAGAUCUGAGCCAGGUUGUGGGAGGUAAGUGGGGGAAGGAGAAGGAGGGGGAAACAGUGUCUGGAGGGCUUCGGGGUGGAGGGGAGGGGGAAUGCGCCCUAAGGGGCUCUGGGGGGCUGGUGAGGUGAGCAUUUCCAAGGCUGUUUGCUUGUGUGGUGGUGGUGGGGACACACGAUGACCUUCCCCUCCUCAGAAAGACCUCAAAGGGAGAGGUAACCCCCAGUGAGAUCCCCCUGGUGCUGAUGAUUUUCAGGGACUUGUUGGCAACUCAGCGAGGGUUGCCAUAGCUUUUUUAUGUAGGGUGACCAGAACCGGCUGAAACUGGUUUGAGGCAGAUCAGCUCCUGAACACAAUGCAGUCACUGAGCUACUACAGUGGGAUAGCAGCUUCCUCCCUUCAUGGCAGCCAAAAGCAGAGGAGCUUGCAGGAAGGUGCCAUCCCAACACAGUAUGUGAAUGCACACUUAGACACCACACAGCACUGGGUAUGUUCUGUUUUGUGCUUUUCCUUUUAGAAGCUACUAAAGGGUGUUUGGGAUACUUCUGACUAUUAUGAAGGCCAAAAGGCCUGUUGACUGGGGCUGCUUUUAACCCUUUCAUAUUUGCAGAGAAUGCAACCGUGUGACAGUAACUGAACACUGAUCCAAAGUCUUUCCAAAAGGUCAAGGUUCACAAGAACAUCUGAUCAAAUUCAUGACCAUGGGGGAUAUGAAGACCCCAGACUUUGAUGACCUCCUGGCAGCAUUUGACAUCCCAGAUAUGGUCGAUCCCAAAGCAGCUAUUGAGUCUGGACAUGAUGACCACGAAAGCCACAUUAAGCAGAAUGCUCAUGUGGAUGAUGACUCUCAUACACCAUCAUCUUCUGAUGUCGGUGUCAGCGUGAUUGUUAAGAAUGUUCGGAACAUAGAUUCCUCUGAGGGUGGGGAAAAAGAUGGCCACAAUCCCACGGGUAAUGGCUUACAUAAUGGGUUUCUCACAGCAUCUUCUUUGGAUGGUUACACUAAAGAUGGAGUGAAGUCCUUGAAAGGAGAUGGGUCUACCUCAGAGGUGACUCUAAAGGACUCAGCAUUCAGCCAGUUCAGCCCAAUAUCAAGUGCUGAAGAGUUUGAUGAUGAUGAGAAAAUAGAGGUGGAUGACCCUCCUGAUAAGGAGGAUGUGCGUUCAAGUUUCAGAUCAAAUGUGUUGACAGGGUCAGUUUCCCAACAGGACUAUGAUAAACUAAAGGCACUUGGGGAAAAUGCAAGCAAAACUGGAAUCUCUACAUCAGGCAAUAUGGAUAAAAAUAAAGUAAAGAGAGAAACAGAAACAAAUUCCAUAAAUCUGAGUGUUUAUGAACCAUUUAAAGUCAGAAAAUCAGAAGAUAAGUUGAAGGAAAACUCUGAAAAGAUGCUUGAAAACAGGGUCCUUGAUGGGAAACUCAACUCCGAGAAGAGUGAUACCAACCUUGCUGGCGUCACAUCUAAGACAAAGUCAUCUUCUAAACUCUCCUCAUGCAUAGCUGCCAUCGCAGCACUGAGUGCCAAAAAGGCAGCUUCAGACUCCUGCAAAGAACCUGCAGCCAGUUCCAGGGAAUCCUCUCCAUUACCAAAAGAAGUAAAUGACAGUCCAAGAGCCACCGACAAGUCUCCCGAAUCCCAGAGUCUCAUCGAUGGCACCAAGAAAGCUUCCUUGAAGCCACCGGAUAGUCCUAGGAGCGUCUCAAGUGAGAACAGCAGUAAAGGCUCCCCAUCCUCUCCUGCAGGAUCCACUCCAGCAAUCCCCAAAGUCCGCAUCAAAACCAUUAAGACGUCUUCUGGGGAGAUCAAGAGAACAGUGACUAGGGUUUUGCCAGAAGUGGAUCUUGACUCUGGGAAGAAGCCUUCUGAGCAGACAGCGUCUGUGAUGGCCUCUGUCACAUCCCUUCUGUCAUCUCCAGCAUCAGCAGCCGUCCUAUCUUCUCCCCCCAGGGCGCCUCUCCAGUCAGCCAUGGUUACCAAUGCAGUUUCCCCUGCAGAGCUGACCCCCAAACAGGUCACCAUCAAGCCUGUGGCCACUGCUUUCUUGCCUGUGUCUGCUGUCAAGACAGCAGGGUCCCAAGUCAUCAAUCUGAAGCUUGCUAACAACACAACGGUGAAAGCCACAGUCAUAUCUGCUGCCUCUGUUCAGAGUGCCAGCAGUGCCAUCAUUAAAGCCGCCAACGCCAUUCAGCAGCAAACCGUUGUGGUGCCGGCAUCCAGCCUGGCCAAUGCCAAACUCGUGCCAAAGACUGUGCACCUUGCCAACCUUAACCUUCUGCCUCAGGGUGCCCAGGCCACCUCUGAACUCCGCCAAGUGCUAACUAAACCUCAGCAACAAAUAAAGCAGGCAAUAAUCAAUGCAGCGGCCUCACAACCACCCAAAAAGGUGUCUCGAGUCCAAGUGGUGUCGUCCUUGCAGAGUUCUGUGGUGGAAGCUUUCAACAAGGUGCUGAGCAGUGUCAAUCCAGUCCCAGUUUACAUCCCAAACCUCAGUCCUCCCGCCAAUGCGGGGAUCUCAUUACCAACGCGUGGGUACAAGUGCUUGGAGUGUGGGGACUCCUUCGCGCUAGAAAAGAGCCUGACCCAGCACUAUGACAGGCGUAGUGUGCGCAUUGAAGUAACGUGCAACCAUUGUACAAAGAACCUUGUUUUUUACAACAAAUGCAGCCUCCUUUCCCAUGCUCGCGGGCAUAAGGAAAAAGGAGUGGUAAUGCAGUGCUCCCACUUAAUUUUAAAGCCAGUCCCAGCAGAUCAGAUGAUAGUGUCUCCGUCUAGCAAUACUUCCACUUCAUCUCUCACUCUGCAGAGCUCUGUGGGAGCUGGCACACACACUGUAACAAAAAUCCAGUCUGGCAUAACUGGGACAGUCAUAUCAGCUCCUUCAAGCACACCCAUCACCCCAGCCAUGCCCCUAGACGAAGACCCCUCCAAACUCUGUAGACACAGUCUCAAAUGUUUGGAGUGUAACGAAGUCUUCCAGGACGAGACAUCACUGGCUACACAUUUCCAGCAGGCUGCAGAUACAAGUGGACAAAAGACUUGCACUGUCUGCCAGAUGCUGCUUCCUAACCAGUGCAGUUAUGCAUCACAUCAGAGAAUCCAUCAGCACAAAUCUCCCUAUACCUGUCCCGAGUGUGGGGCCAUCUGCAGGUCGGUGCACUUCCAGACCCACGUCACCAAGAACUGUCUGCACUACACGCGGAGAGUUGGUUUUCGAUGUGUACAUUGCAAUGUUGUGUACUCUGAUGUGGCUGCACUGAAAUCUCACAUUCAAGGCUCUCACUGUGAAGUCUUCUACAAGUGCUCUAUCUGUCCAAUGGCAUUUAAGUCUGCCCCGAGUACACAUUCCCACGCCUACACUCAGCAUCCUGGCGUCAAGAUAGGAGAACCAAAAAUAAUCUAUAAGUGUUCCAUGUGCGACACUGUGUUCACCCUGCAAACCUUGCUGUACCGCCACUUUGACCAGCACAUUGAAAACCAGAAGGUGUCUGUUUUCAAGUGUCCAGACUGUUCUCUUUUAUAUGCACAGAAGCAACUUAUGAUGGACCAUAUCAAGUCUAUGCAUGGAACAUUGAAAAGUAUCGAAGGGCCUCCCAACUUGGGCAUAAACUUGCCUUUGAGCAUUAAGCCUGCAACUCAGAAUUCAGCAAACCACAACAAAGAGGACACCAAGUCCAUGAAUGGGAAAGAGAAAUCGGAAAAGAAGUCUCCAUCUCCUGUGAAAAAGUCGGCAGAAUCCAAGAAGGUGGCCAGUCCCGGGUGGACGUGUUGGGAGUGUGACCGCCUGUUCACACAGAGAGAUGUGUACAUCUCCCACAUGCGGAAGGAACAUGGGAAGCAAAUGAAGAAGCAUCCUUGCCGCCAAUGUGACAAGUCUUUCAGCUCCUCCCACAGCCUGUGCCGCCAUAAUAGGAUCAAGCACAAAGGCAUCAGGAAAGUUUAUACCUGCUCGCACUGCCCCGACUCCCGGCGGACCUUCACUAAGCGGCUGAUGCUGGAGAAGCACAUCCAGCUGAUGCACGGAAUCAAGGAUCCGGAUGUGAAAGAAAUGACUGAAGCCAGCAAUGAGGAAGAAACCGAAAUAAAGGAAGACACCAAGGUCCCCAGUCCCAAGCGGAAGUUGGAAGAACCGGUUUUAGAGUUCAGACCUCCCAGAGGAGCCAUCACUCAACCACUGAAAAAGCUCAAGAUCAACGUGUUCAAGGUUCACAAGUGUGCGGUGUGCGGCUUCACCACUGAGAAUCUGCUGCAGUUCCAUGAGCACAUCCCCCAGCACAAGUCGGAUGGCUCGUCCUACCAGUGCCGGGAGUGUGGCCUCUGCUACACAUCCCACGUCUCCCUGUCCCGGCACCUCUUCAUCGUGCACAAGCUCAAGGAGCCCCAGCCAGUGUCCAAGCAGAACGGGGCUGGGGAGGACAGCCAGCAAGAGAACAAGCCCGGCCCUGAGGACGAGGCCCCGGACGGCCCUACAUCAGACAGGAAGUGCAAGGUGUGUGCAAAGACCUUCGAAACGGAAGCUGCCUUAAACACGCACAUGCGGACACACGGCAUGGCCUUCAUUAAGUCCAAAAGAAUGAGUUCAGCCGAGAAAUAGCCACAGAUGUUCUGUAAGCAAAAUCCCCAUCCACAUUGGAAUUAAAAAAACAUUUUUGUUACAAAAAGUUUGCAGUGUAAUAGAGUUAACAGUACUGUCUAGGCUGUUGCAAUAUAUUUCCUCUCAGUGUAUCUUCUUCACCUGUCGGAUUAUCUCCUCCAUAAGUAUUAUGACAGUAUUUGAGUUUAAAAGAGUUUGUAUAUAUUUAAACGAAUAACUUUUUAUACUCUUUGUUACAUGUUUGUAUCAGUAUUUAGUGGAAAAUGUUUUGAGUUUUUUGGGUUAGAAUUUUUCUUUUUGUACUGUUUCUUUAAAACAGAGUUCUUAGGGGCAGUUCCUGACUUCAGACAAACCAUUUUGUAUGUUACAGAUUUGAAUAGGUUCGCUAAUCAGAGGCUAACAUAAUGCCUUUUUAGGGUUUUUAAGUUUUAGAACUCACUACAUAAAUUGUAGGUGAUCGUGGGUCUCAACAACACUAGGAACUUCUAAGUGUCUUAGCACUACUCCCAGUGGGCCUGACUCGAGAGCAGGGGUGGCUGGGACAGCUGCACUCCAGGGUGGGCAUGGGGUGGUGGGUUGGCUCAGGCCGCACCAACCCAGCACCCAACCCAGUGUGUUUAAAGCAGCCUUGCAGGGACCUUCUUCCCAGCAGUGGACAGAACAGGCCAGGAAUCCAGUAAGGAGUGUGGAUUUGCUUAUUUCCAUCUUGCGAAAUGGGGAAGAAGGGAAUUCUGAAGGGAAAAAAAUGAGGCUGAUAGAGGCUGACUUAAGAGCACAAGGAGAUAAAGCUUUGAAAGGGCUAGACUACUGUAAAAGUUACAAAUAUGUAGUUAGACCAGUAGAUGUCUAGUCAGGUUUUUGUCCUGUAACUUAUUAACUAUAACACAGUUAAGAAUAUCAAGUACUUCUCUGGCUCUUGACAGGAAAAAAAGUCACAGUUGACCUAACCCUUUGCUGUCUAACCAGUUGGCGUUUCCUGUUCUGGGUGCUACUGCCAAACGUUCUGGUACUUAGAGUUGGGAUGCACAACUUUAACCACCGACUUAUUAAAGCAGCAGUCUGCACAUUGCAGUUGGCCAUUAGAUGAAGCACUGAGCCACCUGGGUUUCAUUUAGUCAUUUCAGUAAGUACAGCUCACAUCCGUAGUUCUGCGUAUUGAAGCAUCGGCGAGGUACUCUUCUGUCCCUUCUGUUUGUAGUUCUCUGGCAGAGUUAUAUAUAUGUUUGGGGUUUUUUGUUUUCUUUUGGUUAUUGUUUUGUGGUUUCUUUUGCAUUUUAUAUCUUGUAUUUAUCCCUGAACGUGUUUUGUACUUUUUUUUUUUGUAAGUAAAGAAAUUCUUUUGUGUAUAUAUAGAUACUUGCAUGAUAGAAUGUAGUUGGUGUUCGGUUCCUCAGAAGGUCUUGCUGCUGUCAGGUGUUACACACUACAUCCAUCAUAACUGUAUUAAACACAUUUCAUAUGUAAAUAAACGUGGGACAUUUGGCCCUUGUG
Messenger RNA from Heterocephalus glaber (naked mole-rat), 6282 nucleotides. It is a transcript of the gene Znf532, whose product is annotated as zinc finger protein 532. The record is from RefSeq and is a predicted model, not a curated record. Lineage: Eukaryota; Metazoa; Chordata; Mammalia; Rodentia; Bathyergidae.